Messenger RNA from Urocitellus parryii (Arctic ground squirrel), 753 nucleotides. RefSeq names its product hibernation-associated plasma protein HP-20. Gene Ontology annotation, molecular function: protein binding. The record is from RefSeq and is a predicted model, not a curated record. NCBI's taxonomy places the organism in Eukaryota, Metazoa, Chordata, Mammalia, Rodentia, Sciuridae.
UUAAGAGUCCUUGCUACAGGGAAGCCCUCACAGGGACCCAAGCCUCAGGCUCUUGAGCUAAGCAACACAGGAACCUUUUGUACURGAAGAAGCCCACCAAGAGAACUUGGCCUUUCUACCUGAGAAUGACUGAUGUGUGGAGAUUGGCCAUAUCUGUUCUCCUGGUGAAUGUCUUCAAUGAUCAGGUCGACUGCUAUGGACCUCCAGGACCUCGGGGAUAUCCAGGGGUUCCUGGAUUGAUGGGGCCCCCUGGUUUCCAAGGUCYCCCAGGCAUUGUGGGUAUACCAGGACACCCAGGACCAAAAGGGAACAAUGUAAAGUGCCGCUGCAGAGAGAGGUCAGCCUUCACUGUAAAGCUCAGUGGAAGGCUCCCGCCACCUUCCAAGCCUGUCGUCUUCACAGAGGUCCUGUACAAUGCUCAAAUGGACUUGAACGAGAUGUCGGGAAUCUUUAACUGCAGGAAGCCUGGAAAUUACCAUUUCAGCUUUGAUGUUGAGCUUCACCACUGCAAGGUGAAGGUUGGGCUGAUGAAGAACCAAGCCCAAGUCAUGGAAAAGCGUCAGCUUUCCAAAGAAGAAUAUGAAAAUGUUUCUGGUGCCAUGAUUAUGCCGCUGAGACAGGGGGACAAGGUGUGGCUAGAAGCAGAUGUUGAAACAGAGGAACCAAAUCAAGCAGAAGUCAUUAUCUAUUUCUCAGGUUUUMUGAUUACCUCCUAAAACUCUGAGCCUUGUGUGAUUCUUCCACCUGAAAAGA